AUUUUUCAACCGAUCCCGGCACUCCAUUUCCGUCCCUCCCUCCAAACCCUUUUUCUUCUGAUUGCACUCGCUGCUACAAGCUCUGCGUCUAGUCCAACUUAGUCUUCUUUGUUGGCAUACACAAAAUUUCUCUUCCAUCUUAAUCUCGGAAACUUCUCGUUUCCCGUAUCUUUGGAAUUGACCGGAGUUUGAUGAAUCAGACGUCGCUGCCGGCUCAGAAAGACGAGUCUUUAAGGUGCGACAUGAGGCCUGGUGAAGCAUUCUUCCAGGGACCCAAAGUGGUUGUUGAAGAUGAUGGUAAUAUAGCUUCUUCUUCUCCUGUUGGGCCCAUGAUCAAGAUCAGUGUCUCUCAUGGUUCAUCUCUGCACGAGCUCCAGCUCCCAGCUCAAUCUACUUUCCGGGAUGUCAAGAAACUGCUUGUGCAAAGAAUUGGUUUAGAUCCUCAAGGGCAACGACUCUUUUUCAGAGGGAAGGAAAAAGAUGAUGAAGAACAAUUGCACACUGAAGGUGUGAAAGACAAGUCAAAGAUUUUGCUUUUGGAUGAUGCUAAUAGCAGAGAGAAGAAACAUGAGGAAAUUAGAAAUGACAAAGAGAUUUCAAAAGCUUCUGAAGCUGUUGCUGGAGUCAGAGCAGAGGUGGACAAGCUCUCAGAGAGGGUGGGUGCCAUAAAGAUGGCUGUGGAUGGGGGGCACCAAGUUUCUGAGCAAGAGUUUCUUGUCUCAACUGAGUUACUUAUGAGGCAACUGCUAAAACUGGAUGGUAUUGAGGCUGAGGGCGAAGCAAAGUCGCAGAGAAAAGCUGAGGUAUCUCGCGUGCAAAAUUAUGUGGAUACAUUAGAUUCUCUAAAGGCAAGAAAUGCCAAUCCGUUUCAUGGUUUCAGUAACGCUGUGGCAGUAACAACCAAAUGGGAGACCUUCGACCCUGAAGAGGGAAAUGUGAAUGCCCCAACCUCAACGUCAUCGUCUUCAACUUCGACCAAGGUAACUCAAGAUUGGGAGCAGUUCGAUUAAUAGUUGCUCUGGUUCCAUUGGAAGUUGCUUGAAACACUUGGCUACAAAGCUGCUGCGACCAUAUUUUUCUUGGGCCUUGGUUUUUCAUUUGAGGUUCAAAUUUUUAGCUUGCCUUAGAUGAAAUACUUGUGAGAUAAACCUACUCUUUGAAACAAAGAUCCAUUGUUACAGUUUGAGCUUAUCUUUAUUUCACUUCUUUCAUGGUUGUAGUGUCUGUCAUUGUUAUUAUUUGGUUUCGAUUCACCGCUCUA
Molecule: messenger RNA, 1261 nt
Organism: Neltuma alba
Lineage: Eukaryota; Viridiplantae; Streptophyta; Magnoliopsida; Fabales; Fabaceae
Product: BAG family molecular chaperone regulator 4
Exons: 4
Coding region: 192-1010 (272 amino acids)
Biological process (GO): protein stabilization
Cellular component (GO): cytoplasm
Molecular function (GO): adenyl-nucleotide exchange factor activity; protein-folding chaperone binding
Source: RefSeq, a predicted model, not a curated record